This is a messenger RNA of Otolemur garnettii (small-eared galago), 912 nucleotides long. RefSeq names its product NK6 homeobox 2 (gene NKX6-2). Gene Ontology annotation, molecular function: RNA polymerase II cis-regulatory region sequence-specific DNA binding; DNA-binding transcription factor activity, RNA polymerase II-specific. Gene Ontology annotation, biological process: cell differentiation; regulation of transcription by RNA polymerase II. The transcript is spliced from 3 exons. Bases 76 to 909 code for a protein of 277 amino acids. Gene Ontology annotation, cellular component: nucleus. The record is from RefSeq and is a predicted model, not a curated record. NCBI's taxonomy places the organism in Eukaryota, Metazoa, Chordata, Mammalia, Primates, Galagidae.
CGCAAACUUUCUGGCCGGCGGGCGCAGGCGGCGGCGGGGCCCGGAUGGGCGCUCGGGGCGGCGGCCGCGGUGCCCAUGGACGCUAACCGCCCGGGCGCGUUCGUGCUGAGCAGCGCGCCGCUGGCCGCACUGCACAACAUGGCAGAGAUGAAGACGUCGCUGUUCCCGUACGCGCUGCAGGGCCCCGCCGGCUUCAAGGCUCCCGCGCUGGGCGGCCUGGGCGCGCAGUUGCCGCUCGGCACCCCGCACGGCAUCAGCGACAUCCUGGGGCGUCCCGUGGGCGCGGCGGGCGGUAGUCUCCUGGGCGGCCUGCCCCGCCUCAACGGGCUCGCAUCCUCUGCCGGCGUUUACUUCGGACCCGCGGCCGCCGUGGCGCGCGGCUACCCCAAGCCGCUGGCGGAGCUGCCUGGGCGUCCGCCCAUCUUCUGGCCCGGCGUGGUGCAGGGCUCGCCCUGGAGGGACCCGCGUCUGGCCGGCCCGGCGCAAGCCGGCGGGGGCCUGGACAAGGACGGCAAGAAGAAGCACUCGCGACCGACCUUCUCCGGCCAGCAGAUCUUCGCUCUGGAGAAGACUUUCGAGCAGACCAAGUACCUGGCCGGCCCGGAGCGCGCGCGGCUCGCUUACUCCCUGGGCAUGACCGAGAGCCAGGUUAAGGUGUGGUUCCAAAACCGCCGGACCAAGUGGCGCAAGCGGCACGCGGCGGAGAUGGCGUCGGCCAAGAAAAAGCAGGACUCCGACGCCGAGAAGCUGAAGGUGGGCAGCUCGGACGCGGAGGACGACGACGAGUACAACCGGCCUUUGGAUCCAAACUCGGACGACGAGAAGAUUACGCGGCUGCUCAAGAAGCACAAACCCUCGAACUUGGCGCUGGUCAGUCCGUGCGGCGGCAGCGCGGGGGACGCCUCAUGAGGA